ACACCUAGGAGCAUGAUAGAUCCACACAGGUGACACCACUUUUGCAGGAAAUGGGCAUGGGUGGAGCAUGAAACACCACACACGUGGGUCGUGGAGGGGAAGGCGUGAGCCCGAUCACGCUUGAUGGGGCGGAGGGGUUACGGCGGAUUAAAGUCGAUAUGGCUCAGACGUGGGUAGUGGUCACACCGUGGACGUUGAACCGCAACACAAAGCCUUAUAGUUAUUUCAUUUAAACUACUUUAUAAAAGAAAUAUUAUGCAUGUACUCUUUAACGUAACUGUUAUUGAAAAAGUACAUGUAUUUAAUUCUAUAUUAUAUUGUUCCCGUUGUUGCUAACCGUCUUUUGGGCUAAUUACAGCCGUUCAAAGUCCUCAACUUUUAAUCUCAGCCGUAUAAAGUCUCUAAAUUCCUUCUAGAAGCAGCAGUUCACGGUAGUUCAGCUCUCUCUCUCACCCAUGAUCUUGCGGUUUCCUGCAGUUUAUCAAGAUGCACCAAUCAGAAAUACAGGUUGCAAUGCGGUUUAAAAUGUGUUCCUUAUUUUCAGGGAGUUAGUGGGGUAGUGGACACUUAACUGCAUUUUUUGGUGCCUAUAUAAUACAAGUUCAGGUAGUGUAAUCUUCUGAAUUUUUUUCGCUCUUCCUGUAUUCAUACAGCAACACAUCUGCAGCAAUGGAUAUCUCGGAUGACUUCGUGGACAUUUAUGAAGACGAUCAGCCUGCAAAGAAAGUAAGUUGGAAUCUGGGUUUUGAUGCAAUGACACCGAAGAAGAAUCAAAUAUGCAGCCCAAUGAAAGAUUCUCCGAAGACGGACAGUGGAAGUGUAGAGAUCAUUUCAUAUGGACAGUAUUUUAGUCCAUUCAAAUCUGAAAUGCAUAGGGAGGUUAUUGAACAGUUUCAGAACAUAGAAAAGCAAGCUAAAAGAAAGCAUGCGCUCCUAACUUGGAAAUGGGAUGAGGUCAUUGAUAUUACCCAAAGUGAAGAUUCGAAUGGUCAGAAAGAUGCUUCUAAGGCAAAACAACAAGAUGAUUUGGAGUCUGAGUUAAGUGAUACAGCAGACUCUUUGGAUAGUCCAUUGAAAAGAUCAAAGAUUCCACGUAUAUCUAAAAAUUGCAACGAUCAUGUUGGAUGGGUUGAAUUUUAAGUUUACUCAGUUUAAGUCCUGUUUGUCAUAGUCAUCUUUUAUGUUUUGCCUUUCAAGUCAGUGUUUGUUAAGGUUUGUUUGUUCAUCUAUUUUUAGUUUAAAUGUA
Molecule: messenger RNA, 1246 nt
Organism: Helianthus annuus (common sunflower)
Lineage: Eukaryota; Viridiplantae; Streptophyta; Magnoliopsida; Asterales; Asteraceae
Exons: 4
Coding region: 670-1140 (156 amino acids)
Source: RefSeq, a predicted model, not a curated record